AUGCGCAAUUUCACUGUCAACUUUGGUCCCCAGCAUCCCGCUGCUCACGGUGUGCUUCGUCUGAUUCUCGAAUUGAAUGGUGAGGAGAUCAUCCGCGCCGAUCCCCACGUCGGUCUCUUGCAUCGCGGUACCGAAAAGCUGAUUGAGUACAAGACAUACCUCCAGGCCCUUCCUUACUUUGAUCGUCUUGAUUACGUUUCGAUGAUGUGCAAUGAGCAGGCCUAUUCACUUGCUGUCGAGAAGCUCCUCAACGUCGAAAUCCCCGAACGCGCAAAGUACAUUCGCACCAUGUUUGGCGAAGUGACCCGUAUUCUGAACCAUAUCAUGUCAAUCAUGUCCCACGCAAUGGAUGUCGGUGCCCUGACACCUUUCUUGUGGAUGUUCGAGGAGCGUGAGAAGCUCAUGGAGUUCUACGAACGUGUGUCGGGUGCCCGUCUUCACUCGGCCUACGUCCGUCCCGGCGGUGUUGCCCUUGAUUUGCCCAUGGGUCUCUUGACUGAUAUCCAUCUCUGGGCCGAACAGUUUGCUGACCGUGUGGAUGAAAUUGAAGAGCUCUUGACAGGAAACCGUAUCUGGAAGGUCCGUACCCAGGGUGUUGGUGUUGUCACUGCCCAGGAAGCCCUCGACUGGGGUUUCUCAGGUGUCAUGAGCAGAGGUUCAGGCAUCAAGUAUGAUAUUCGUAAGGCUGCCCCUUACGAUGCCUACGACAAGGUCGAGUUUGAUGUGCCUGUUGGUAUGAACGGUGAUUGUUACGAUCGUUACAUGUGCCGUACCGAAGAGAUGCGUCAGUCUCUCCGUAUCAUUUCCCAGUGCAUUAACACUAUUCCCGAAGGACCUAUUAAGGUCGAUGACUGGAAGAUUGCUCCUCCUCCCCGUGCUGCCAUGAAGGAGAACAUGGAGGCUCUUAUCCAUCACUUCAAGCUUUACUCUGAGGGUUACUCCGUUCCUCCUGGUGAGACUUACACUGUAAUUGAGGCCCCCAAGGGUGAGUUUGGUGUCUUCUUGGUGUCAGACGGAACCAACAGACCUUACAGAUGUAAGAUCAAGGCUCCUGGUUUCUUGCAUCUCCAGGGAUCUGACUUCAUGUCUCGCGGUCACCUUCUCCCCGAUAUGGUCACCAUCAUUGGUACCAUGGAUAUUGUGUUUGGUGAAGUCGAUCGAUAA
Messenger RNA from Phycomyces blakesleeanus NRRL 1555(-), 1164 nucleotides. It is a transcript of the gene Ndufs2, whose product is annotated as NADH dehydrogenase Fe-S protein subunit 2 NDUFS2. The record is from RefSeq and is a predicted model, not a curated record. The coding region runs from base 1 to 1164 and encodes 387 amino acids. Gene Ontology annotation, biological process: mitochondrial electron transport, NADH to ubiquinone. The transcript is spliced from 2 exons. Lineage: Eukaryota; Fungi; Mucoromycota; Mucoromycetes; Mucorales; Phycomycetaceae. Gene Ontology annotation, molecular function: NADH dehydrogenase (ubiquinone) activity; quinone binding; NAD binding.